Messenger RNA from Brassicogethes aeneus, 630 nucleotides. The record is from the annotation of a GenBank genome assembly. Lineage: Eukaryota; Metazoa; Arthropoda; Insecta; Coleoptera; Nitidulidae.
AUGUUGGGGUACGAAGACGAUUUUUUCAGUGCCAGCGAAUUGGCAGUUAAAGGUGUGGGGAUAACAAACCCAUGGCCGAGAAAAUCGUUUAAAGGGGUGUUGUAUAACCUAUACAGGGUGGUAAUAUUUUCAGUGGCCACCGUAUACUUUGUUUUCGAAUUGAUGGUGAUGAAGGAAACAAUAAAAGAUUUGUUUAAGUUCUUGGGGAACAUCGGCAUGUUUGCCACGCAUUUUGUAGGUGUCUCGAAGUUCCUCAUCCUAACCACCCAAAGAAAAAAAAUUCAGAAAAUAAUGGACAGUCUGCAGAGUGACAAGUUUAAAUACGUCUCACUCGGAAAUUUCAAACCCUACGAGAAGUUUAACACUGCCAAAAAGAGAUCCUCAAAAAUUGUAACAGUACUGAUGGUUUGUUAUGUUGGUGUUGGGGUUUCAGCGCAUAUUUCAGCCGUUCUAAACAUGUUGGGCCACGAAUACACCGAAAAUAUAGAUUGCCAAAUGUUUGUGCCCUAUUUUAGCUACUGGCCCUAUGAUUUUAACACCACUUUCAAAUGCCAUAUCCUGUUUUUCCUAUUUGACUGGCCCCUAGGAAUUUUCGCCUCUAAUAUAGCAGGUUAUGUUUCACUAUUGUAA